AUGACAAAUCAAGCAACUGCUUCAAACGCAGUAUCAUCUGCCAGUCAACCGCCACCAAACCAACCUAUUGGUUUCAACGCUUAUUGCACAACAUGUGUUCAUAACUUCUUUGGAAUUCCUACAUCAACGCCUGUUACGACUUUGCCUCCAGAAGAACCCACAACUCAAAACGUCUUUCAACGUGCUGGUUGGGAAACCGAUGACAAAGGAAAUGUUUUCGUUGGAACUGACGACUCAAAAUUAUUGCUAAUCUCCGUAGGCUCCUAUUGGCCGUUCCCCAAGGAUUACCGUAGGAGAUAGCG
Molecule: messenger RNA, 302 nt
Organism: Strongylus vulgaris
Lineage: Eukaryota; Metazoa; Nematoda; Chromadorea; Rhabditida; Strongylidae
Source: the annotation of a GenBank genome assembly